AUGUGGCUUUUGUCUGACGACUUUGGGGAGAGAGUGAGAGGGUGGUGGGACAGUUAUACUGUGCUUGGGAAUCUUAGUUGUCGUCUUGUCCAGAAAUUGAAGCUUCUCAAGAUAGAUCUGCGACAGUGGAAUCGGGAGGUGUUUGGGAAGCUACAAACUCAGAAGGUGCUUAUUUUGACAGUAUUGCAGGGGCUGGAUGAGAAAGAUGAUAGGGGUAUCUUGUUUGAGGAGGAUAUGGCCCGUCAGGAUACGGCUCGAAAGGAUUUUGGUCAUGUGGCUCGUAUGGAGGAGAUUAGUUUUCGCCAAAAAUCUAGAUGUUUAUGGUUAAAGGAUGGAGAUCGGAAUACAAGCUUCUUUCAUCGUAUGGCAAAUGCGCAUCGGCGAGUGACUCAGAUAGGGAGAUUGCGGGUGAAUGGGGUGGUGUUAUCAUCCACGGAGGAGAUUACGAUGGCCAUAGUAGGUUUUUAUGAGUAUCUAUUUCGGCCUGUUGAGGAAGUUUGGAGGCUGACGCUGGAUGGGUUUCCAUUUGAUCUUAUUUCAGAGGCGGAUUAUCUUUUGUUAGAGAGUGUGUUUACAGAAGAAGAGGUGUUUAAGGUGCUGUGGAGUAUGCUUGGGGAUAAGGCGCCUGGGCCUGAUGGUUUUUCUAUCGCCUUUCUCUAG
Camellia sinensis is the source of this 660-nucleotide messenger RNA. The record is from RefSeq and is a predicted model, not a curated record. Lineage: Eukaryota; Viridiplantae; Streptophyta; Magnoliopsida; Ericales; Theaceae.